UUCAGUCGUAUAAAGUUUAUCCUUUCCUAUGCAUUUUGCUUCAUUUCUCCGCUAGAUCUUCUCCACAACCCCUCCGAUUUCGCUUCCCGCUCGUUCUUCAGCUCUCUCCUUCAUAAGAUGGGAGUGCUGUCGAAUAAGAUUUCGAGGGAGCAAUUGAAACCGGGGGAUCAUAUCUAUUCUUGGAGGCAGGCCUAUAUUUAUGCUCAUCACGGGGUUUUUGUUGGUGAUGGAAAGGUGAUCCACUUCACUCGUGGAGGAGGCUUGGAGGUUGGCUCUGGAACCGUGUUAGACCGAUUCCUUGUUAGUUCAUCCGUUCAAUCUUCAGACAAUCCAUGUCCUGCAUGUGGUGAUCAGUCAAAUAGUGACGGAGUAAUCUGUUCGUGCUUGGAUUGUUUUCUUGGAGGAGGUGAUCUUUAUGUCUUUGAAUAUGGCGUUACGCCUAUGUUCUUUCUCGCGAAAGCCCGAGGCGGGACUUGCACUCUUGCUAAUUCCGAUUCGUCUGAAGUUGUCCUUCAUCGUGCUUCUUUUCUUCUCCAGAAUGGCUUUGGUAUGUACAACAUCUUCAAGAACAAUUGUGAAGACUUCUCCAUCUAUUGUAAAACAGGAUUGCUUAUUUACACGACCCUCAGCGUGGGUAGGAGCGGGCAGGCUGCAUCGUUUCUUGCUGCCACAAGUGCGAUUGUUUCUUCCCCACUUCGAUUUUUAACCACAAGUUGUAGCGGUCUAGCGGUUGUGGGCGUGGGGAUGUAUUGUGUUAGUCGAUAUGUUUCUGACAUCGGAGUGCGUCGUGAUGUUGUUAAAAUCCCGGUCGAGGAGCUCGUGGCUAGAUUCAGCAGCAGCAGUGAUGCUCCAGAGGAUGCAACACAGAAGGCCAAGCAGGAGUAGUUAUGUUGUUGGCUUCAACUAAACCACAAAAUUGUCUUAGAAGGUGUGAAAAAUUAUUCUUAAUUAUGGACCCGCUUGCUUUAAUUGUAUUUGUAUCCACGUCGUUGAAACAACUGUUUAUUUCCUGUUUAUAUUUUGGACUUGUGACGAUGAUCUUACUGUGUUCAAGUUCGAACCU
This is a messenger RNA of Cucurbita pepo subsp. pepo (vegetable marrow), 1063 nucleotides long. The record is from RefSeq and is a predicted model, not a curated record. Lineage: Eukaryota; Viridiplantae; Streptophyta; Magnoliopsida; Cucurbitales; Cucurbitaceae.